UCACAUCAUUAGUGUGGUUGGAGAGGUCCAGUGCUUUAACCUGUUUGACUACACUAGAAGAUUAAGUUAGCCAAACCACUGCUGUUGGAGAGGUCCAGUGCUUUAACCUGUUUGACUACACUAGAAGAUUAAGUUAGCCAAACCACUGCUGUUGGAGAGGUCCAGUGCUUUAACCUGUUUGACUACACUAGAAGAUUAAGUUAGCCAAACCACUGCUGUUAUCUGUAACUCAAGCUAUAAAGUCAUAAACCAUGAGGUUUCCUCUACCAGAUUGGGUUCUGUGUGUUUCUAACCCCUGUACCACCUGACCCCUGACCCUGUUCUCUCUCCUCCCUCUAGCAUCACGGCUGUGCUCAGUAACAAGUGUGGUUUCCUGUACCACCUGACCCCUGACCCUGUUCUCUCUCCUCCCUCUAGCAUCACGGCUGUGCUCAGUAACAAAUGUGGUUUCCUGUACCACCUGACCCUGUUCUCUCUCCUCCCUCUAGCAUCACGGCUGUGAUCAGUAACAAGUGUGGUUUCCAGCUGCAGUACCAGAUGGGGUUUUGUGUGUGGCUGCUGGCCUUCAACUCUCAGCUCUGUGAGCAGCUACGACGUUACAACGUGGUGCCGGCCCUGUCUGACAUCCUGCAGGAGUCUGUCAAGGAGAAGGUCACGCGCAUCAUCCUGGCUGCCUUCAGGAACCUGUUGGAGAAGUCAGCGGAUAGGGAGACCCGUCAGGAGUAUGCCCUGGCCAUGAUCCAGUGUAAGGUUCUGAAGCAGCUGGAGAAUCUGGACCAGCAGAAGUAUGACGAUGAGGACAUCACUGAAGACCUCAAGUUCCUGCUGGAGAGUCUAGGGGAGAGCGUUCAGGACCUCAGUUCGUUUGAUGAGUACAGUUCGGAGCUGAAGUCCGGUCGCCUGGAGUGGAGUCCGGUCCACAAGUCAGAGAAGUUCUGGCGUGAGAAUGCAGUCCGCCUCAACGAGAAGAACUACGAACUCCUCAAGUAAGACUCCUAGUGUUCACUAG
This is a messenger RNA of Oncorhynchus nerka (sockeye salmon), 1009 nucleotides long. Its product is annotated as V-type proton ATPase subunit H-like. The record is from RefSeq and is a predicted model, not a curated record. The transcript has 3 exons. Gene Ontology annotation, cellular component: vacuolar proton-transporting V-type ATPase, V1 domain; lysosomal membrane. Lineage: Eukaryota; Metazoa; Chordata; Actinopteri; Salmoniformes; Salmonidae. Gene Ontology annotation, biological process: proton transmembrane transport. The coding region runs from base 442 to 990 and encodes 182 amino acids. Gene Ontology annotation, molecular function: proton-transporting ATPase activity, rotational mechanism.